CGCCCAUGCAUCUACUCCGGAUCCACUCCGAAUUAAAGCCUCUCCCUCCUCCUCCACCCCCCCCAUUGAGAGCCAGAGUGGGGCGGGGGAGAGGAAGGCGGGGCGCGAUGCGCGCCGGCGCAAAACCCGCGCAGCGCCUGGAUAUCCUGCUGGGAGUCCCGCGCGCCUUUGCUCCGGAUUCGCGCCUCUUUGCCUUCUGCCCAGGGUGUCGUGCUGGAUCCUGCAAAGUCACCGGAGCGAGAUGUUAAGACCCGGCCAGGAAAACCCCUGUUCACCAGGCUCUAAGAAGCUGGUUAAGGCGAAUCCCUUGAAACAUUCGGGGCUUUUAAAAAAGAAGGAAAUCUUUGUUGGAAAUCUCCCCUUGGAUAUCAAAGAGGAAGAAAUUGCCUUCUUAUUCAAGGAUUUUGGGAUCAAAUCUUUGAGGAAACACAAUAAUUCUUUUAAAAGUUUUGCAUUUCUGGAGUUGACGGCCCCCGAAGCCGCAAAACUAGCAGUAAAGCUUAUGAACGGGCAGCUCCUGAAAGGCCGACCGAUGUCCGUCGCGUUUAUGGAAAACAGGAAAAUUCACGAGGUUCUGAAAACCAGCACUCCGAUGCCGGAUUUGGAAGUGAUCCCCGCCAGAGAAUGUGGAAUAACCAACGGUGCCACCCACAUCUCCCCUGUAAAUCAGAGAGCCUGCUAUGCUGUCCCCAUGGAAAUGAGAAGUUCGUUUCUGUUCCACGUGCUGAAGGGCUGCUUCGGAGAUGCCAAGUGGCUGCGUUCCGUGGUCGGCGUGGCAGGGGAGGUGGGGCUUCUGGUGACGGACACGCUUCCGCUGAUGCCGUACUUCUGGGCCAUCGUCCUUAACGAGGAAUGCUACAAAUCCAUGGAGAAGCUCUUCAAGGCUUUAGCUGAGGCCGAGGCCGGCUUGCCCUUCCUGGCCAAACAGGAAGUGCAGAGGGGCGCCCGGUGCCUGGCCCAGUGCGACAUCGGGGACGAGGGCAGCGCCUGGAACAGGUGCUGGGUGCUGGACCCCCUGGGCGACCUGGCCGUGGUCUUCUUUGUGGACUUCGGCCGCUGCGCCAGCCUCCCCCUGAACUCGCUACGGAAGCUGGACGCGGAGCAAUUCUGGGAAAUUCGCCCUUUGGCUCAGCCCUUCAUGCUGGAGGAAGGAGUUUUCCCCCCGCAGGUCAUCCGAAGGCAAAUCCUGGAAGGAACAUUGAAAGGACCUUCUCAAUGGGAGCCACACAUUUUAAGGUUUGUCGUCAAAACAGACUAAGAAGUGGUGGACUUGUGAAGUUCUUCCCAACAAGCUUGAAGUACAUCAAAUUUUCUUGUGGGAAAUGUUUAAAAGUUGGUUUAAAUUUUUUUGGGGGGGAUAUUAAUUUGGUUGCUUCGCUGAGGCCUUAUAACUUUGUGCUCGAAAAGGAAAAGAAAAAAUGUUAUUUUUCCUACUGCAUUUUAUGUCUUGGGAGAGAAUUCUGCGGGAUGUGUAAGCAGAAGGGGAGGGAAAAAAUUACAUAAAUCUGUUAUUUUGGCUCAGCCGUUCACUUGCAACCUUUGUUCUCUUUUGAGUUUGUUAUUGCAGCUAAUGGAUUAAAAUGCUAACUGGAUCCAGAAA
Messenger RNA from Pantherophis guttatus, 1600 nucleotides. RefSeq names its product tudor domain containing 10 (gene TDRD10). Lineage: Eukaryota; Metazoa; Chordata; Lepidosauria; Squamata; Colubridae. Gene Ontology annotation, molecular function: RNA binding. The record is from RefSeq and is a predicted model, not a curated record.